Exophiala aquamarina CBS 119918 is the source of this 771-nucleotide messenger RNA. RefSeq lists its product as uncharacterized. Bases 1 to 771 code for a protein of 256 amino acids. Lineage: Eukaryota; Fungi; Ascomycota; Eurotiomycetes; Chaetothyriales; Herpotrichiellaceae. Gene Ontology annotation, cellular component: Hrd1p ubiquitin ligase ERAD-L complex; endoplasmic reticulum membrane. The record is from RefSeq and is a predicted model, not a curated record. Gene Ontology annotation, biological process: endoplasmic reticulum unfolded protein response. The transcript has 4 exons. Gene Ontology annotation, molecular function: ubiquitin-specific protease binding; misfolded protein binding.
AUGGACAGAUUCUGGAGUGCUCCUCCUGUGACCCGAACGAUUGUGGCCGCAAUGUUUGUAGAAUCUGCUCUUGUUUAUGGAGGUCUUCUGGGCUUCGGACGUAUUUACUAUCAAAACUCCCUCGCAUUCACAUUCCCUCCAGAGCUGUGGCGUCUGCUUUCCGCCUUCCUCUUGACAGGGCCAGAUUUCUCCUUUGUCAUUGAUCUGUAUUUGAUGUAUACAUAUGCCUCUGGAUUGGAACUGAAUUCACCCCGGUUCGGCCAACCUGGAGAUUUCUUCACCUAUGUCUGGUUUGUGGGAACCAUCAUUUGGUUGACCUCAGGAGUUCUCCUAAGUGGCUAUAUCUUCACUUCUGCACUCAUGUUAGCAUUUAUGUACACUUAUGCCCAAGACAACCGUGGCAAGAAGGCGCAUUUUAUCGUCCUUCAAAUUCCCGUCGAGCUACUUCCAUGGGCUAUGCUUCUGCUGACCCUGGUCAUGAACGGCUUUGCGGCAGCGAUGUACCAGGGUAUGGGUAUCAUUGCAGCUCAUCUGUAUGAAUUCCUCACCCGCCUGUACCCAACAUUCCAGGGAGGACGGAACUAUAUCCAAACCCCAGGUGCUAUCAAGCGGUAUUUUGGGGCGGAUAGGAGUUCCUUUGCUCACAAAGCAUAUGGGUCGACCUUCAGAGCUGGACAGAAUAUACCUCAGCAACAGACAGGGGGUUGGACAAGCGGCUUCUCGAGUGGUUGGAGCGGCCGAGGCGCUGGCAGGAGGUUGGGAGGAGAUUGA